ACUUUCUCCGCUUACGAAAUGGUGCUGCUGAGUUGAGGGAGGGAGGGAAAGAGGGAGAGAGAUGGAGCCUUGCAAGGAGAUAGAGGCCGAGCACCCUCCCUUCUUUCGUGUCUACAAGGACGGCACUGUCGAGCGAUACAUAGCCAUCGGAUUCAUCCCUUCCGGCCACCACCCUGAAGCCGGCGCCACCUCCAAAGAUGUCGUCAUCGCCCCGGAAACUGGCGUCUCCGUCCGCCUUUACCUCCCUGAUCCGCUGCCCAGUGGCAAGCUCCCUAUCGUCGUCUACUUCCACGGUGGCGGUUUCUGCAUUGGCUCCGCCUUUUCGAGCCACCACCCUUACGUGGCCUCCCUUGUUGCGGAGGCCCGAGCCGUCGGCGUGUCCGUCGAGUACCGCCUCGCACCGGAGCACCCCGUCCCUGCCGGCCACUACGACUCUUGGACUGCCCUCCAGUGGGUAGUGCGCCAAGCCGAAGCGGGGCCUGAAGCCGAGCCAUGGCUAGCGGAGCACGGCGACUUCCACCGGCUUUUCCUUGCCGGGGAGAGUGCCGGAGCCAAUCACGCGCACCACAUGGCGAUGGCAGCUAGCGGCGCCCCAGCGUUCGGGCCCCUGCCUGCGGGCGGCUUGCCGGUGAGGUUCGUGGGGCUCGUGCUGGUGCACCCGGCUUUCUCGGAGCCGGAAGCGAAGUUGGAGGACGAGCCGCUGUGGAGGGUCGUCUGCCCGACUACCACGUUGCCGGACGAUCCCAUUAUCAACUUCAUGGCGCAAAGCGCGCCGGAAAUUGACCGGCUGGCUUGCGACCGCGUGUUGGUGUGCGUGGCCGAGAAGGACAAGAUGAGAAACGUCGGUCGCUUGUACUACGAGGUGCUGGUUCGGCGAGGAUGGCGUGGCGCUGCGGAGAUUGUGGAAACUGAGGGAGAGAACCAUGCCUUCCACUUCUUCGCUCCCCACUCCAAUAAGGCGAAGCAUCUAAUGGAGAAGAUUGUCUCCUUCAUCAAUCAAUCUUGAUAGGAUCCGUCUUUUUCAUAUCAUGAAGAAAGAUCAGCUGUUUGAGCAGAGAUAGAGAAAUGAUGUUUUGGGUAGUGAGAAUUUGUUCUGAUGCUUUGGGAUUAGCCCUUGAAACAGUUUCAGUUUCUUACUUAAAUUUGACCCUGGUUUGCAUGAUUGAUUUUCCACUUGCAGAAGAUUGUUGGGGUUAAAUGAGGAUCUGAUGCAACGUAUUUUGCAGAAAAACUGUGCAUCUAUAUUUCGAGAAAGUAAUGUUGUUAGCUUUUUUGUUCAA
This is a messenger RNA of Nymphaea colorata (pocket water lily), 1280 nucleotides long. RefSeq names its product 2-hydroxyisoflavanone dehydratase-like. Lineage: Eukaryota; Viridiplantae; Streptophyta; Magnoliopsida; Nymphaeales; Nymphaeaceae. The transcript has a single exon. Gene Ontology annotation, molecular function: hydrolase activity. The record is from RefSeq and is a predicted model, not a curated record. Bases 62 to 1006 code for a protein of 314 amino acids.